Theileria parva strain Muguga is the source of this 771-nucleotide messenger RNA. RefSeq names its product Phosphatidylserine decarboxylase (gene psd). Gene Ontology annotation, molecular function: phosphatidylserine decarboxylase activity. The coding region runs from base 70 to 747 and encodes 225 amino acids. Lineage: Eukaryota; Apicomplexa; Aconoidasida; Piroplasmida; Theileriidae. Gene Ontology annotation, biological process: phospholipid biosynthetic process. The transcript has a single exon. The record is from RefSeq and is a predicted model, not a curated record.
AUUUAUUUAGUGGUUUUAGACCCGAUAUGGUGUCGCCAUCAUAAUGUAUAUUCUAUGUAGUUGUUUGACAUGGUUUAUUCGCCUGUAUCAAGCCAUGGAUUUAUACUUUUAGGUCUUUUAUCUUUGUUAACCUCAGCCUCCCUAUCGUUUUCAUAUUACGCCAGUUAUUUUCUUUUGUUUCUUUUAGUUUUUGUAGUUUAUUUCUUCCGAGAUCCAAAGAGAUCUGUUCCUUUUGAUGAUUCCUUAGUUUUAAGCCCAGCAGAUGGCACAGUAACUUCGGUAAAAGUAGUAGAUUCCCCUUUGGGAGACGGCUCGAAAUUGACCAGAAUUUCAGUUUUUUUGAGCAUUACCAACGUACACGUAAAUCGCUCACCAGUAACAGGUGUUGUAAAAUCUGUAGAAUAUAAGAAAGGCAAGUUCCUUAACGCCCUAGACGAAGAUUCCGCUACAAAAAAUCAAAUGAUUCGUACAGUAUUCAAAACUACCUACGGGGACCAUACUCUCGUUGUAGAACAGCUCGCAGGUCUUAUAGCAAGAAGAGUAGUUUGUGAUUUAGACCCUGGUAACACUGUUAAACUCGGGUCCAGAAUGGGAAUAAUUAAGUUCGGAAGUAGAGUUAAUGUGUUCCUUCCAAAGGAUAUGAAGCCGCUAGUGUCCAAAGGCCAAAAGGUAAGAGCCGGCGAAACAAUAUUCGCAUACAUGGACCCCAGAUUGAAUACCAAGGAACUCACAUACCACGUUUGUUGAUAAGUUGUAAUAAUCUAAUACACA